AAAGUCGUAGAACGAAAAUAUGCUGUCACAUGACACUGUACUGUAUAUAUCAUGUGAUAGGAAAAUGGCGGCGCCCAUAGUAAACCUUUGUGUCGGUUUAUUAUUUAUAUUCCUUUUAUUUCCUGAUAUCAAUUGUGAUGUGAAAACAGCCAGUGUAUACUGUAGUGAUCGACAAUGUACCUACAAAUUUGGCAACCUUGAUGUAGAAUCAGCAACAGCCUAUGGUGUUUACAAUGAUACACUUAUGGAAAGUGGUUGGGGAAUUCUCAACAUCAGUGCUGGGAGAGGCAGUAAGACAGCAGAAAAUGUCGACCUUAUGUUUGCUGCCGGCUACUUAGAAGCAAUCCUUACUCAAAAGAGAAUAUUUCAGCAUUACCAGAAUCUGAAUGACUAUUUUGAAACAAGGUUUGGAAACAACACAGAUGCUAAGAAGGCUGUGAAAGCAUUCUUUUUAAAUCAGGACAUGUACAUGAGAAAAAUGAUCAAAAAUAAUGUACCAGCUAGUCCAUAUUGGCGACAUAUGUCUUACAUACUGGCACAAUAUGAUGGACUUGCAAAAGGUUAUGGGGAUGUUGCUCCAAGUGAUAUGAAACUAAGUCUGUAUGCAUUUCAAGUAUUAAAUGGUAAUGGGGAUAUGUUGGACCUUAUAAGUGCUGUAAAUCCCAAGAGUAGACCUGAUUUUAAGAAAAUGACCAAGGCAGAAGCUGUGUCUUUUAUAGCCAAAUCUGGACGAUGUUCAGCUCUUAUCAAGGUGUUAGGAGCAUAUGAGGAUGUAUUCAUGUCACAUUCUAGUUGGUUUAUCUAUCAAGCUACUAUGAGAAUAUAUAAACAUUAUGACUUUAAUGUAGAUGAUCCUGACACUGCUGCCAAACAAAUGUCUUUCUCUAGUUAUCCAGGGUUCUUGGAGUCACUGGAUGAUUUUUACCAGAUGAGCAGUAAGUUGAUAAUGUUACAAACAACCAACAAUGUCUUCAACACGUCAUUAUACUCUCUAGUCACACCUCAGUCACUCCUCGCCUGGCACAGGGUUCGACUAGCCAACAUGAUGGCACAUGAUGGUGAGGAGUGGGCAACCAUAUUCUCAGAGAAUAAUUCAGGAACGUACAACAACCAGUAUAUGAUAUUAGACUUGAGGAAGAUAGACUUAGAAAGGAACAUCCAUGAUGGAGCUCUGUGGGUGGUUGAACAGAUCCCCGGGCUUGUUGAGUAUGGUGAUACUACACCUAUACUCAGAACUGGAUACUGGCCAUCUUAUAAUGUUCCAUACUUUGAGAAAGUGUACAAUAUGAGUGGUUAUCCAGACUUUGUAAAGCAACAUGGAACAGAUUUCUCUUAUCAGCUGGCACCAAGAGCAAAGAUUUUCCGUCGGGAUCAGGCCAGUGUAAAGGAUAUGGCAACCAUGAAAAAUAUAAUGAGAUAUAAUGAUUACACAGAAGAUCCAUAUUCUGAGGGGGAUUCUUGUAAUGCUAUAUGUUGCCGAGGAGAUCUAAGGAAGAGUUCACCUGGACCAUUUGGUUGCUAUGAUACCAAGGUAGCAAAUUAUAAGAUGGCUCUAGAGAUGACAGCAGAUAUAAUCAAUGGCCCCACUGGGACAGGUCUGAAACCAUUCCAAUGGACUGACGAGUACAAACAGUCACAUAUAGGUCUUCCUGAUACAUACAACUUUAACUUCCAACAACAAGACCUCUCAGGUCACCAUAAACAACAAACAAGACCCUUCAGAUCACCAUAAACAACAAACAAGUUCUCUCAGAUAACCGUAAACAACAAACAAGACUCUUCAGAUCACCAUAAACAACAAACAAGACACCUAAGAUCACCAUUAACAACAUACAAGACACCUAAUAUCACCAUA
Messenger RNA from Ruditapes philippinarum (Manila clam), 1855 nucleotides. RefSeq names its product phospholipase-B 81-like. NCBI's taxonomy places the organism in Eukaryota, Metazoa, Mollusca, Bivalvia, Venerida, Veneridae. The record is from RefSeq and is a predicted model, not a curated record. Gene Ontology annotation, molecular function: glycerophospholipase activity. Gene Ontology annotation, cellular component: extracellular region. Gene Ontology annotation, biological process: phospholipid catabolic process.